Anolis carolinensis (green anole) is the source of this 4741-nucleotide messenger RNA. RefSeq names its product tubulin folding cofactor C (gene tbcc). The coding region runs from base 71 to 1072 and encodes 333 amino acids. NCBI's taxonomy places the organism in Eukaryota, Metazoa, Chordata, Lepidosauria, Squamata, Anolidae. The transcript has a single exon. Gene Ontology annotation, biological process: tubulin complex assembly; post-chaperonin tubulin folding pathway. Gene Ontology annotation, cellular component: cytoplasm. Gene Ontology annotation, molecular function: tubulin binding. The record is from RefSeq and is a predicted model, not a curated record.
CCGCCGCCCAGGGGCUAAUCAGCGCCCACUUUGGUGCCGGGUGGAGGAGGGCGCGCCUGAGGGAAGCAAAAUGGAGGCUGCUUCGGAGGGAACCUUGCCGGCAACCAACGGCGGAGGCUCCGGCCCGGUGCCCGCCGUUCCCGAGCGGCUCCAGCAGCGGGACGCGGAGCGGCGGGAGGAGGCGGAGCGUCGUCGGCGGGCCCGCGAGGCCCAGACGGUACAGGAGGAGCAGAGCGACGUGUUCGCCGCCGCCUUCGCCCGCGAGCAGGCCGCCAUUGAGGCCCUGCUGAGGCCUGGUGGUGAGGCCGAGGCGGUGGCAGAGGCCGGGGAGCGUUUGCAGGCCCUCCAGCGCUCGCUGACCGACUCGGUGCGCUUCCUAGCCCCGUACGAGGUGCGGCGGGCGCAGGCGGCGCUGCAGGGCCUGCAGGGGGCGCUCUCAGAGCGGCGCCUCCAGCUCCAGCCGCAGAAGCGCUUCGCCUUCAAGAAGGCCCUCAAGAAGGAGCCCGCCCCGAGGAGGACGCCUCCCGAGCAGGAACCAGACCCAGAGAAAGAGGUUCCGCCGGCUGCGUUUCAGCCCGGCUGCGGCUUCAGCGACGCCGAGGACCAAGAGCUACAAAUGGGGCCUCAAGAGCUGCUCCAGAAGGACGUCAUCCUCUCCCAGUUGAGCCGCUGCCGAGUGCGCCUGCGCGGGAACCCCAACACCCUGCUGGUGCGCCAUUGCAGGGAUUGUAUUGUGCUCUGCGGCCCGGUUUCGACCUCGGCGCGUGUGGACAACUGCAGCGGAUGCACCCUAGCCCUCGCCUGCCAGCAGCUCCGGACCAACCGCACCACUGACACCAGUUUCUACCUUCACGUCACUUCCAAGGCCAUGCUGGAGGAGUGCAAGGGUAUCCGCUUCGCUCCUUAUCCCUGGAGCUAUGAGGGGCUCGAGGCUGACUAUGAAACAUCCGGCCUGGAUCGGAGCAGGAACCACUGGAGCCAGGUGGAUGACUUCGACUGGCUAGCAAGGGAUGAGGCCUCGCCGAAUUGGAGCAUCAUCCCCGAGAAGGACAGGGUUACCGACUGGAACUGAACCAAGUGUUUCCUGGAGCGCCAGACCCGAAAAUAAGAAGGUUAAGGGCAGGAGUUGAACACAUUAUUUCAGGCAUGGGCAAACUUGGGCCCUUCAGGGUGUUUUGGACUUCAACGUCCACCAUUCCUAACAGCCUCAGGCCCUUUCCUUUCCCCCCUCAGCCGCUUAAAAGGCUGAGGGGGGAAAGGAAGGGGCCUGAGGCUGUUAGGAAUGGUGCAAGUUGAAGUCCAAAACACCCUGAAGGGCCCAAGUUUGCCCAUACCUACACUGUUUCCUAAAUUUAGAGGGUGAAGGACUGGAGUUGAACCCAUUGUUUCUUUGAGUAGGAUGCCUCAAAACGAGAGUAUCAAUGAAUGGAAUUGAACCCAUUGUUUCCUGGAGAACAAUCCAUGGUAAUAAAAAGAUGUGUGACUGGAGCUGGACCCACUCUUUCCUCUAUAUUCUACUCUUUACCAGAGCACUGUGUUGUCGAAGGCUUUCAUGGCCGGAAUACCUGGAUUGCGGUGAGUUUUCUGGGCUGUCUGGCCACGUUCCAGAAGCAUUCUCUCCUGACAUUUCACCCACAUCCUCAGAGGUUAUGAAGUCUGUUGGAAACUAGCCAAGUGGGCUUUAUAUAUCUCUGGAUGGUCCAGGGUGGGAGAAAGAACUCAUUUGCCAGAAGCAAGUGUGAAUGUUGCAGUUAAUUACCUUGAUUAAUUGAAUAGCCUGGCAGCCUGGGGGAAUCCUUUGUUGGCAGGUGUUCACUGGCCUUGAUUGUUUCAUGUCUGGAAUUCCUCUUUUUUCAGAGUGUUGUUCUUUAUUUACUGUGCUGAUUUUAAAGGGGUUUUUUUAAUACUGGUAGCCAGAUUUUGUUCAUUCUCAUGGUUUCCUCCUUUCUGAAAAUGAACAAAAUCUGGCUACCAGUAUUAAAAAAACCUCUAAAAUCAGCAUAGUAAAUAAAGAGAUCAACACGCAAAAACAGGAAUUCCAGAGCAGCCUAGCUUUGAAGCUGCAUGGCUAUUCAGUUCUAAUCAAGUUGAUCAAUUGCAACAUUCACACUUGCCUCAAUCAGACAAGACUUCUUUCUCACAUCCUGGACAUUCCACAGACAUACAAACCUCCCUUGCUUAGUUUCCAACAAACUUCACAACCUCUAAGGAUGCCUGCCAUAGAUACGGGUGAAACGUAUGUCAGGAGAGAAUGCUUCUGGAACAUGGCCAUACAGCCCGGAAAAUUCACAGCAACCAAGCAGAGCACUUUCUGAAACUUCUGGUGGAAGCUUGGGAAUCACAUCUGGAAGGACUAAAGUUUGGGGAUGACUGGAUUUGGAUUGCCUUGAGGCAACUGUGCUGUAGAGUGGUAUUUCCAGAUGUCCAGCCUUCCAGAUGUUUUGGACAUCAUUUCCAAACAUCCAGAGAACCAAGUUUGGGAAUCACUGAAUUGAGUGGAGUGCCUGGAGCAGCAUGCUAUGUUUUGAAAACAUUUGGAGGGCUGAAGGUUUUUUUACUUUACUUUUCUCUCAUCUUUCUUUUGAUAUAGCAUCUUAUAAGAGUUUUGGACUUCAGCUCUCUCAGGACUUUCUGAUCAUUGGCCCAAGCAGCUGAGGGUUCUGGGAGUUGAAGUCCAAAACAAAACGCCUGGAGAAAUAGGGUUUGAGAAUAAUUGGUGCCAAGGAAUUCACAUGGGAGAUUAGCUAGCUACUAUUAGCCAAAACCAAACUUUUUCUGUUUAUUGUCUAUUGAACAGGUAAUGACAUUGUCAACAAAGACUUGCUAAUUGGAUUAAGCAGAGUGCUUAGAGUGUGCUUUGCUGUAGGGCAGCAACAUUUGAAGGGAGCACAAUUUAUUUACUUUUAUUAUGUCUUUUUUUCCAAUACAGGGACUCAAUAAAGAAAAUAAAUACAUUGAGGAAUCAUUGGAUUAAGUGCAAUGUCUGGAGGCAGACGUGCUGUCAAACAGUGGUGCCCAAACUCUUUCAGAGGUUUCUCCAUUAAGAAUUAAUGCAACUUGACACCUCUUUAACUGCCAUGGCUCAAUGCCAUAGAAUCCUAGAAGUUGUAGUUUAGUGAGGUACCUGUAGCCUUUAGCAGAUAAUGUUAAAAGCCUUGCAAAACAACAACUCACAGGUUUCCAUAGCAUUGAGACACCACAGUUAAAGUGACAUCAAAUUGCAUUAACUCUACAGUGUAGAUGGGCCCUUGGAUUUCAGCUUUCCAGAAUCCCUGAUUGAAUCAGCAGAUUAGAUACCAUUAUCCCAAACUGAGUAGUGCAGCUUGUUUCUGUGUAGUGUCUGUUAAAAAUGGGGUAAAGAUACUUGCUCUGAUUUUUCUUGUUUCUUUUGUUCACUAAUGAAGCAUUCACCAUGUUCAUGGUGCUAAUUACAGUUUUGUAUGCUCUUUAUAUUCCUUUCUAUACUGCUUGCACUACUUUUUCCUGGUGUGUUAAGGGGCUGCUUUCUGCUCCUUAGCAAAGCUUUGGUGAGAUGAAAGAUCCUCACUAUUAGGAUUAUUACUCCAGAGUAUAUUGUUUACAAUGCAGUGCUUUGAAUGGUGGCUUGUUUUACAUCUGUAAUACAUUUGAUUAAUGCCAAGCAUUCAGAACUGGAAAACAUUAUUAAUCGUACAUGUUAACCUGUUAGUAUGAUGAAUAAUUUUAUAAGGCGGUGCCCAUCACUGUGUAAAUAUAUGGUGACAGUAUGUGUAAUGGAUAACAGCUUGGCAGUUUUGGAAACCUUGUGCCUUCAGUUGAUCAUCUUAUUUUUCAAACAUUUCAAAUGACUGCUUUGCUGAUGGAGAAAAUCUUAUGUGGACUUUGAAUUUUGUUACAAAUGUCCUAAAUCUAAUGCCUUUGUCAUUAUGGAAAAUUCUAUUAAAUCCCUUCAUGGUAUAUUCCCAAAAAUAUUAUACAUGAAUGUGAUCUUGUCUGUAUACUUUAAUUCACAUUUGCAAAUGCCACCAAGUCAUGGAGCUUUCGAAACUCUGUAUUCUGCUGCUAGUACACAUUACAUGUAAUUGUUCCCAGUUUCAGCUAUGUUGUUCCUGAAAAAUUGUAAAGUAAUGUAAUUGUAUAUAGAAACAAACAGUGCAAAUAUGUAUUGGACACCAUUUUGAGAAAGUUUAGCACUUUGAUUAAGCUGGGAAAAGUUAAAACACCUGCUUAAUUUCUCCACUGAAAAUUUUUCAACUUUGGCUAGAUUGUGUUGAUCAUUGUUAAAUUUUUUGUUAACACUUUUAAUAAGAGGUGACAUUCACAGUGAUGGAGCGCAGAGCUUUACAUUACAUAUUUCUGUACAGUGCAUAGUAUACAUGAGUCCGAGCAUUUCAAGGUUUUUGAGUAUCCAUUGUUUUGUAAACAUAAUAGAUAGAAAGAACUUGUUCUUCCACAGAAAUAGUCUAUCUCAUCUUAGAGGUCUCUAGUUUUGUUUUCCUUUCUAAGAAGUUAAGUAUUUACUGUAUGCAAACUCAUUGUACCAUUUCUAAUCUCUUUUUCUGUCUGUUUUUUGUUUAAAUGUUUAUUGUGAAAGACUUGAAAGCUUACUCACUUUGUGUGCUCAUGAUGAAAUCUUAUCCCUGAUACCCAAAAUCCCAUUUUAGAUUUGGUCUUUUACAAGUAUCUGUUCCAGCAUUGAGUGUACAGAUGAUUGAUGGUUAGCUUGGAUCAAAAUAGUCCUAAUUAAAACAAUUAAGUGAAA